AUUAUUUAUUUAUAUUCUUGAUACAAUAAUGGCAACUCCUCCUAAGAGACUUUGUUCAAGCUUCGACGCAGACCUGAGUUUUGAAAAAAGGGCAAUGAAGGUCUCGAUAGAGGGAAACAUUGCGGCAGGAAAGUCAACUUUUGUGCGGUUGUUAGAGCGGGCAUCAGAGGAAUGGGAGGUCAUACCAGAGCCCAUUGGGAAAUGGUGCAAUGUACAGACCACAGAGAAUGAGUAUGAGGAGCUCAGCACAUCCCAGAAGAGCGGAGGCAACCUGCUGCAGAUGUUAUACGACAAGCCCAGUCGCUGGUCCUACACUUUCCAGACCUACGCCUGUCUGAGUCGAGUCCGUUCGCAGCUUCAGCCUCCAUCUGCCAAACUUCAGCAGGCAGAGAAGCCAGUUCAGUUCUUUGAGCGCUCCGUCUACAGUGACCGAUACGUUUUUGCCUCCAACCUCUUUGAGUCUGGGGAUUUGAAUGAGACCGAAUGGGCCAUUUACCAAGACUGGCACUCGUGGCUUCUCACUCAGUUUGAGUCGCAGAUUGAACUGGAUGCCAUGAUCUAUCUUCGUGCUGAUCCUGAGAGGUGUAUGCAGCGGCUUCAGUUUAGAGGACGAGAAGAAGAGCAGGGGAUUCCACUGGACUAUUUGGAGAAACUGCAUUAUAAGCACGAGUGUUGGCUGUACAACCAAACCACAAAGUUGGAUUUUGAGUAUCUAAAAGACCUUCCCAUCCUGAUCCUGGAUGUUAAUGAGGAUUUUAAAAAUGACAGAAUUAAACAGGAAGGUGUAAUCGAUAAGGUGAAGGAGUUUCUGAACAGCCUUUAGCAUUUAAAUAUGAAUAAAUUAUUGUGUGUUGAUCAUGAAAACUUGAUGGAUUCAUGCAUGUGGUCAACUGAGUGAAUUUUGUAACAUUGUGUAGUUAUUUUUAAUUGAUGGUUAUGUUUAGGCUGUAUAUAUUUUGUUAUUUUACAUUAAAAUAUCAUUUUAACAAGAAACACAAAAAAAAUCAACCAUGUGUUAUUAGAUUUGCUUUAAGUUCUUUUGUAAAGGAUAAGAAUUACAUCAAAUGUAAAGUGUGGGAUUUUAUGUGACACGCAACAUUGGCUGUUAGUGCAGAGAUUCAUAUUUAUAUGUGUUUUGUAAUGAGUUCUGAAGACUAUUAUGUACAUGUUAGUUUUAAUGUUGCAGGGUUCCCACAGACAAACUCUGGAGAUGUUUUAAAAAAAUGAUGAAUACAUAACACAAUUGGAAAAUUCAUUUAGUUACUCUCUGCACUUAAAUAUUUAAUCUGUUUGAAAUUGCUCUUUGUGAGUGCUGAAUCAUUUUUUCAUUUCGUGAACGACAGCAAAUGCCAUGUCAUUUUAUUGGACGAGAGCUGUGGGAUGAAUGUGUUUUGAAACAAUGUAUAUCUUGAAUGGAGAGAAAAAUAAAAGAGGUUUCACAAGCAGAAA
Molecule: messenger RNA, 1449 nt
Organism: Danio aesculapii
Lineage: Eukaryota; Metazoa; Chordata; Actinopteri; Cypriniformes; Danionidae
Product: deoxynucleoside kinase
Exons: 7
Coding region: 29-823 (264 amino acids)
Biological process (GO): nucleobase-containing compound metabolic process
Cellular component (GO): mitochondrion; cytoplasm
Molecular function (GO): deoxyguanosine kinase activity; ATP binding
Source: RefSeq, a predicted model, not a curated record